UUCAAGUCACGUAAAGAAAACAAAAUUAAUCAAAACAAAAUAAACGGCCGCUGGAAAGCAAAAACUAAUACGUGUGCUGUUUGAUAACAACAGUAUUAAAACUUUUUGAAUAUUUUUGCAACUGUGCAAAUGUAGUUCCCUUAUCAGCUGGUCCAUGGUAUUAACUUUUUAGCGGAAAGGAUUCUUGAGAACCAUGGAACGUAACUCGGUGCAAACGGUGACGCUGAUGAACAGUAUUAUUGGUGUGGGAAUCCUUUCCAUGCCGUUCUGCUUCCAAAAGUGUGGAAUCAUUCUGUCUUUGAUUCUUUUAUUGUUAAGCGCGUACAUCACAAAACUCAUUUGUGGCUACAUGAUCAAAUCCGCAAUUAUUUCUAGACGGAAAAACUUUGAACAGAUUGCAUUCUGCGCAUUCGGAUCCUAUGGAAAAUUGUUGGUAGAGCUAUGUGUCGUUGGCUACUUAUUGGGUACCUGUGUAGCUUAUUUCGUCGUCGUGGGAGAUCUUGGUCCCCAGAUAGCAGCUAAAAUCCUAUCCAUGAACGAAAGCAGCACUUUGCGAUCCUGGGUGAUGAUCGUUGUGACCGUGGUUUGCAUUGUUCCUCUGGGAUUGCUUCGAAACGUUGAUAGCUUGGCAACGGUUUGUACCGCUUCGCUCGGAUUCUACCUUUGUCUGGCACUCAAGGUGGUGGCUGAGUCUAGUGAGCAAAUCAGUAAACCCGGAUGGUUUGAUAAUCUGGCCCUAUGGAGGACGGAAGGGAUUCUCCAGUGUUUACCAAUUUUCAGCAUGGCGCUGUCGUGUCAAAUGCAACUGUUUGAAAUAUACGCCACAAUGCCAACCACUUCACUGGACAAAAUGAACCGAGUGGUCCAACGCUCAACAAAUUUCUGUGCCUGUAUUUACAGUCUGAUUGGAUUUUUCGGAUAUGUUGCCUUCAAUGGGCAUCAUUUUUCGGGCAACAUUUUGGUCAACUUCUCGCCGUCGUUUGUCUCGGAUAUCAUCAAAAUCGGUUUCGUGCUAUCAGUUGCCUUCAGCUUUCCACUUGCAAUUUUCCCCUGCCGCGUCAGCUUAUACUCGUUGCUCUACAAACGAUCGCACUCCGAUACUCACUUUUACAUUCCCGAGUCCAAAUUCCGUCCGCUGACGCUAUUGAUUGUGGGAGCAGCAUUGAUACUAGGACUAUUGAUUCCUUCGAUUGAGGUAGUAAUUGGACUGGUCGGAUCAACGAUUGGAGUGGCGAUUUGUAUUAUCAUUCCGGCAGCCUGUUAUAUGCAUAUUUGCAGGACCAAUAUAUCCGAGAAACAGUUGGCGCAGGUCAUGAUUGUAUUCGGUUUCCUGAUAAUGGUGCUUGGUACAUACGCGAAUUUAGAUGCCAUUGAUCGUGUUCCAGUGGAAAAGUAUGAAGGUGUUAUCGAGAAAAAAAUAACACCUCUGCCAGUAAUUGUAGUGGAUCGACCUGUUGAGAAUGUGGACGAGAAAAUUGAGGAAUUGAAACCAAAGCAGGAACUAAUACAAGAAGUGAAGGAGGUGCCAUUGGUUACUGAAAAGAUUGUGUCCAAAAAUGAGGUGCCAGCAAUAGCGCAAAGUAUAAAACAAGGAGAAGCUGUCACUGUGAUGAUUGAGAAAGUAAUUCCUCCCCCCGAAUCACCACCAAUCGAGAAGAAGCCUGAUGGCAAAACAGAUACAGUCAAUCUGGACGCGAUACUGAAGGAGGAGAAAGAGAUUGCCGUCGAGGAGAAAGAUAAGAUCCAGAAGGAAAUUAUAGAACUGCAAAGUGCAAAGAAGGAGCUGGAAGCUCAGGUUCAAAAUAUCAAAGAACAGUUGGUGAAAAAGAAUGAAGAAACCCAACAAUUGGUGCUGAAGAAGUUCGAUGAAAUUGCGGAGAAAAUCGAUCAGAAAGCUUCCAAAGAGAAAGAAGUUUCUACAAAUACUGCCAAACCGAUGAUAGAAGCGUCGCAGAGCGACGGAAAGGUAUUGGGACCGUCUGACGUUAAGAAAGAUCCGAUUGUUCGAAUGCUGACUGAGCAAGGAAAACUGAAUGCCAAACCAAAUGACACCAUUGUUCAAAACGUGGAGAAGAGGUUUGAAAUUAAACAGAAGAUAACUUCUCAAGCAGUUGAAGUGAAACUAUCCGAUAAUACAACGAACAACGAGACAGAUUUGAAGACUGAUCAGCAAAGAUUGAAUGAAAAUGUGAAAACUUCAACAGCUACUCCCGUUGCGUUGGCAGCGGAAAAGAAAGAAGAAAAGGCGGAACCACUUCCGCCACUUCCAAUAGAACAGGAAAAAGAACCGGAGGUGUUGAACCUAGUUAAUCCAAUAGAGAAACAGCGGGAAGGGGAGACAAACGUAAAAAAAGAUGAAGAUGCGGGCUCCCAACGAGAUUUGCUUUCCGUGAGGAAUAAAAGAAACACAUUCAAAUACAAAACGGAAGAUUCUGUUUUAGAUUCCACUUCAGAUGAGAAGGAUGAAAAUUGUAAUAAAAAGACUGGCCAGGAACAUUCGGACAACGGUGGGGGAGACAGACUCGAGCAGCAGUUCCAGAAGAAUCACCAAAUCAUUGAGGAUAUAAUAGGGAAAGAUAAGCUCUUGAAUAUGAUAAGGAGUGAUGUGUUGAUGGAUGAGAGUAAAUUAUUCAAGAAAUAAAUGUGUAUUUUAUUUUUUAA
Toxorhynchites rutilus septentrionalis is the source of this 2661-nucleotide messenger RNA. RefSeq names its product putative sodium-coupled neutral amino acid transporter 10. Bases 194 to 2641 code for a protein of 815 amino acids. The record is from RefSeq and is a predicted model, not a curated record. The transcript is spliced from 4 exons. Gene Ontology annotation, molecular function: amino acid transmembrane transporter activity. NCBI's taxonomy places the organism in Eukaryota, Metazoa, Arthropoda, Insecta, Diptera, Culicidae. Gene Ontology annotation, biological process: amino acid transmembrane transport.